CAACGUUGUUGAAAAUACAUUUUCUUUGGAACAAUGCAAACCAGAUCAGGGAAGCGAAUUUUGGAGCAGCAGUCGGAGAGUCAGCAAGUCCCCGUUUGCAUAAAUGAUCAUGUUGAUAACCUUUCGUGCCCCGGCUCUCAUGUCAGUAGUUCGAAACCAUCAUUAUCGCGAGUAACUAGUGCUAAGUCGUCGCUACUCAGGGCGCAGCUAAAGGAGAAACAGCUUCGAGAGGAGUUAGAGUUAGAGAGAAAGUUGCUAAAGGCUAGACAUGAUGUCGAAAUGGCUGAGCUGCUUGUGAAGUUAGCCGUGGACGACAAACGGAAAAUUGAAAAUACGAAAAGAGACACUGUCAACUACGCUCGAAUCAGCGAAGAGAGUAUCAAAGACGACAUCAGAAGGCCAUAUGAAGCUGAGUUUAGGGAUACUGAAGAAAACGAACACUCAUUUUCUAUCGAAGAUCCUAAGGCAAUCGAGUUGGUUACUCAAAGCACCGUCUUAGAAAAGGGGCAUUACAUCAUUUCCUUGCCAUGGAAAGAUCCAGCAAAGGUAACGGACAAUAAUUAUGUGGUUGCCAUAAAUCCGCUACUCAGUCUGAAAUGGAGGUUAUCGCGUGACAAGAACCUUUCAGCACGAUAUGUGGAUGGUAUAAAUACGAUGUUAAAAAAUGGUUAUGCCCUUCCGGUACCCAUAGAGCAGCUAGCAGCCAACUAUCGCCCGAGGUGGUAUCUUCCACAUCAUCCCGUAAAGAAACCGAAAAAGCCAGAUAAACUGAGAAUAGUUGUAGAUUGCGCCGCAACCUUUAGAGGCUAUUCUUUGAACGAUAAGCUAUAUGAAGGACCUGAUACGAUUACCGAGCUUGUUGGUGUUCUGUUGAGCUUUCGAGAAAAGCCUAUUGCUGUAGUCGCGGACAUAGCUGAUAUGUUUAUGCAAGUGAAAGUGCCACUAAACGAUCGACGAGCAUUACUAUUUCUGUGGUGGAAAAAUGGUUUUCUAGACGAAGAGCCGCAGGAGUUUCAGAUAACAGCGCAUCCGUUCGGGGCUACUUCAUCACCCUUCUGUGUGAAAUUCGCGUUGAGAAAGGCAGUAGAGGGCUUUGGUUGCUUAUAUCCGGAAACAGUAAGAGAGCUGGGCACGAGGGUUAUACGGUGUAACAUGAUUCAUAAAAUCCUUGUCGGAUUUUGGGGGCCGGUGUAAGAUGAAUUCCAUUCCCAUUCUUAAAUCAAGUCAACCUGUCCCGGAUCAGCCUAGCAUUGUUGCAACACAAUUAUCCAUGCCCAACGUGUCUAUCCCACCUUGUUUAAUUAACUGUGUAUGUGUGUUUUUACUUCUAUCCUUUUAGUCAGACAGUUGAACUCAUGACCCAAUCAGAGUAUUUUGUGAACUGUUAUUUUGCUGACCCAUGUCUUAUUUGUACUAUUAUGUUGAGUUUAUCUUAUUUAUUGAUUGGUUAAGUAGCCAAUUAAAUUCUAUCUUUGUGCCUAUGCUUUGUUUAUCUCUUACUUGGGUUCAUUCUUCUACUGACUGCUUACCUGAACGGUCGUGUCUGAUCCGGCUAGUUCGUAAUUUUGGCUUUAACGUUAUUCCGCUCUGAUAGCGGUUCUUUGCUUUCUGUUAAGCAUUGUGUAUUGUACUCUUGAAACCGUUAAGGUUUGUUGUAUUUAUAUUAAUUGAUUUGUUUAUUAAUAGUACCGUAGAAACAGUGACCGGCUUCUUGUUUGUUCUGGACCGGGAUAGCCUAUAUCUACGCGUGACUUAAUUUCAAGCGAUAUUGCGCUUACA
This is a messenger RNA of Trichobilharzia szidati, 1779 nucleotides long. The record is from the annotation of a GenBank genome assembly. NCBI's taxonomy places the organism in Eukaryota, Metazoa, Platyhelminthes, Trematoda, Strigeidida, Schistosomatidae.